Molecule: messenger RNA, 3854 nt
Organism: Bemisia tabaci
Lineage: Eukaryota; Metazoa; Arthropoda; Insecta; Hemiptera; Aleyrodidae
Gene: Gbeta13F
Product: guanine nucleotide-binding protein subunit beta-1
Biological process (GO): signal transduction
Molecular function (GO): protein binding
Source: RefSeq, a predicted model, not a curated record
GCAAAUAGUGCGAUGUGUGUGUUCGGGAAUGUGUAUUAGUGGACGUGGAGGCAGAUCAGUGUGUGUGUGCCGGCUCCCUGACGCCGGAACGAGGAACGGACAGCCCCAGGACUCGACAUGACGCCCCGAUGCCCCUGCUAGUCUCUAACUCCGGUCGGUUGGCAGAGCGACUGAGCAAGUAUGAAUGAGUUGGACAGUCUUAGGACAGAAGCAGAAACCCUUAAAAAUGCCAUCCGAGAUGCUAGAAAGGCGGCGUGUGACACGAGUCUGGUCACAGCCACCGGAAACAUGGAACCAAUUGGCCGAAUUCAAAUGCGAACUAGACGCACAUUGCGAGGUCACCUUGCAAAAAUAUAUGCAAUGCAUUGGGGCUCCGAUUCAAGGAAUUUAGUUUCUGCUUCACAAGAUGGUAAGCUCAUAGUUUGGGACAGUUAUACAACAAAUAAAGUACAUGCAAUCCCUUUGCGGUCUAGUUGGGUGAUGACAUGUGCCUAUGCACCCUCAGGCAGUUACGUAGCUUGUGGAGGCUUGGAUAAUAUUUGCUCUAUUUACAGUCUGAAAACGCGUGAAGGAACAGUGCGGGUUAGUCGAGAACUGCCUGGUCAUACAGGAUACCUAUCAUGUUGUCGAUUUUUGAACGAUGACCAAAUAGUGACAAGUAGCGGCGACAUGUCAUGUGCAUUGUGGGAUAUAGAAACCGGACAACAGUGCACUUCAUUCAUCGGCCACACUGGUGAUGUCAUGUCACUCUCCUUAGCCCCCGACAUGCAUACUUUUGUCUCAGGUGCUUGUGACGCUUCUGCAAAGCUUUGGGAUAUUAGAGAAGGAACUUGCAAGCAAACGUUCCCUGGUCAUGAGUCAGAUAUCAAUGCAGUCACGUUUUUCCCCAAUGGUUGGGCGUUUGCUACUGGAUCAGAUGAUGCAACAUGCAGACUUUUUGACAUCCGCUCAGACCAAGAAUUGGCCAUGUAUUCUCACGAUAACAUUAUUUGUGGUAUAACUUCUGUUGCUUUCUCAAAGUCUGGCCGCCUCCUACUAGCUGGCUAUGAUGAUUUUAAUUGUAAUGUUUGGGAUUCUAUGAAAACAGAGAGAGCAGGAAUUUUAGCUGGACAUGACAAUCGUGUAAGUUGUCUAGGAGUUACGGAGGAUGGAAUGGCUGUUGCAACUGGCUCAUGGGAUAGUUUUCUACGAAUUUGGAAUUAGGAAUUCAAAUCUUGAGACUUUUCUUGUAAUGAAAUCGCUAGUAUUAUCAAUUUUCUGGCAGAGCUCUUAUCCUUUUUAAAAUGGCCAAGUUGAAUUUACUUCUCACUCACUGAUUUUUUAUACUUUUCAAUGAUACGAUUCCACUCCUUUCUCUCGUCAGACUUAUUUUAUGUAAUCGUGCAAUUUUGACUUGUAUUUAAACCAAUUUACAAAAGUCUAAAGUAAAAUUUAGCUCUCGAAACAAAAGAUUGAAACAUUUUUUUCUUUUUUACUACUAAAUAAUUCAAUUUUCUCUAGUUAUUUUUAAGCACUAUCUAUUCAGUACUGAUAAUUGAUUUUAUUGAUUGAAGUAAGUAUGUAAGUAAGUUAGUAAGUCAGUAAAGUAAGUGAAGUCGUUUUUAUCACUGUUAAUAUUUUCGCAGCUACUUUCCCUCUAAUGAUCUUUUUCAGCAAAUACAUUUCCCCUCAGUCCUAUUUUUCUUAAAUUUGCCCCCCCCCCCAAUUAAUUUAUUUCAUCUCAACAUAUUAUUAUUUUUUUCAAUUGUCAUUUGUUUCCAUCAGCUGAUUUUCUUUUACCCAGAAUGUUGCAAUGCACGAAAAAGAAAAAAAUGGAUCAAAUCAACCAAAAUCCUGAUCGGGAUACAUAAUCUGGUCAGAAUAUCUUCAAUCAAGUAUUGCCUAACCAAGGGAAGAAGAAAAUAGGUUACUCCACCUGCCAUUGGAAGUGGGCCCCUAAUGAAGUCUCUUAAUUUUUUUCAGGGAUUGGGUCUGGCCAUAACCAUACUGCUGUUACACAGGGGCCAGGUAUAAAAACUUGACCAUAUUUGGGCGUCCCAGACAAUAUUGGGCGCUCUUCAAUGCUUGGAAAAUGAGAAAUUUUCAUUGAGGGCCCAGUUCAAAUGACAAAUGGAACAAGAUCUUUGAUCGGCUCUUCAAGUUUUUCUCCCACCCCUCUCUCUCAGUGAGGCAUGUCAAAAUUUAACAAAAAUUUGUGUGAUUUUUUCUUUUCUCACUACAUCCAAAGUUGAUACUUGAGAAGGAAAUUUUCACUUCAAAAAUUUGGGAGUGCGAUUUAUUUUUCUUAGACAAGCAGAUUCUUGUUAAUACAUAGUUUAAUCAUCCAACUUGUCUGUUGUGCUCUUUUUAAUGCAUUUUUGCGUGUGAAUUCAUCCUGUAUUUAAUCCUCAUGGCGAGAAUAAGUGACUUCUGCUCUGCUUUUCAUGUAUUUUUGGUUUUACGUUUUGCCAACUGAAAUAUUCGCAAAAAAAAUUACACAAUCAAAGUUUAAGGCGAGAAGUCUUGAUUUAGAAUGUUAAGAGUCUGUAGUUAAAUCAUGCUUUUUCCUACUCGAUUUUUUUAAAAUAGUCACAUCCAUUAUGUAGAAGUGUAAUUUUUCUAUCUUUUUAUGAAAAGUGAAACUCGAACUGAAAUUCAUUUCGCACAAUUAAUUUAAGUUGAGUUUUACUCUCAAGCAUUUUUUUCUGCAUUAUGCACAUAUUUUAUCUCCUGUAAAUCUCAAUGAAGAUGGAACGCAUCAACCUUUUAAGGAGGGAGAAGAACUUCCAUUUCGAUGGCCAGUAUAAUAUGUAAUCAUAAUCUUAGUUCACUCCUGACCUGUGGAAUUAAAAGUUUGAAUCAGCUCUAUUUAAUGUAUAGUCAAAGAUUUUUUCAGUAAGCUUAUCAAAUUGAAAAUCUUCUGUAUUUUAACUCUCCUCUUGUGCUUCCUACCGAAGGAGGGUUGAGGAUUUUCAGAACUCAGAAUUGAUGCUGUCUCUAUCUUAUGAAGUUAUGAAUCACCUAACGUGUAGUUUUAAAGCAUUGAAGACUUGUUCGUUCUGAAACGUGAACUUUUUUGUAAUUACAAAGAAACUAUCUAUCACUUCUUGUUUUGUACCUAUUGUAAAGCCGGUGAGUGAGCUCAUCGCUUAGUUGUUCAAAAAAUUGUAUCUUGUUUUUCUCUUUGUUCCCAAGUUUUUAAGAAACCAAUGGGCGAGUUUGUUCUUGCAUAGCUACCAUUGCCAUCAUGUUCUUUGUUGCAGCCUAACAAAUAAGUUUACGAUUUUGUAAAUAAGCUUUUAGAUGUGUUCAUUGUUGUUGCAACGUAUCAAGCACAAGGAAUCAUAUGUUGUUCAUCCUAACUUACUUAUACUUGUAUAGACGUGUAGGUAAAAUUUGUACGUUAUUCAAGUUCUAGUGUGCCCAAAAAGUCCAGUUGCUCUUUCAAAGGAGAAUACUCUCAGAAUUCGGAGUCUUGAACUCAGCUAUGGACUAGUGUUGUAUUUAAGUAUGCAGCUGUUGACUAAAAAUAUUUGGAAGAAAAUCCCAAGAGGUGACCAGACAAGACUCUGUUCGAUCAAAACACCCUCAAUGUUUUAGGUGCUGCAUUGCAAAAUCAAACUCGCUCAGUGUAAAUCAUGCAGUCUCAAAAUAUUCCUUGUAAAUUAAUAUAUUUUCAAAAAUCUUUAAUCGGUGUCUACAAGGUUUGGAACCAGAUCAUCAAUUGUCAUCUUUUUAUUAAAAAUUCAAAAACUUUGCAACAGACGUACACAGUUUCUCGAAUUAUUCUUAAUUUAACAUGUUCGUAUCUGUGGAAACCAGACAUGUUAGUCGACUAGAAUCUAUAAAUUUCUAAUGAUAGACAUUCAUCCAAA